CGUUGCUUGUGCCGCACGCACUCUCCAUCAUCGCUGCCUGCUGGCUGACACACUGCGUGGACGAACAGGACGACAUUACCGGCGACAACGAGCUGUCCGCCCGUCUACGCCCGCCGUUCGCUUUCGACUCCCCGUGGCGGUGACCGUAUAAAGUCAACAACAACAGGAGCAGCAGAAAGUCCCCACCAUGCCCCAGACUGGCAAAUCCAGAAACGCCCCUCCGGCGUCAGAUUCUCUGCGCUCCCAAACGGGGGCCCCCGCCGGGGCUCCAGAGGAGCGUCGGGUUGAUGUGGGGGACACUGGACAGGACAACCAAGGAGACGAGGACAUCAUUAAAUCUCCAAGUGACCUCAAACAGUACAGGUACGUCGUGCUGGAAAACGGCCUGCGCGCGCUCCUCAUCUCCGACUACACCGGCCCGCCCGCGUCGGAGGAUGAGGAGGAAGAGGAAGGCGGCGAGGAGGAAGAGGACGAAGAUGAGGAGGAGGAGGAGGAGGAAGAUGACUCCGGCGACGAAACGAAGGAAGACUCUGAUGAGGGCACCGACGAGGACGAUGACUGGGAGGGGAAGAGAAAGAGAGGGAAUGCCGAGAAGAUGUCUGCGGCCGCGCUGUGCGUCGGAGUGGGCAGCUUCAGCGACCCCGCCGACCUCCCUGGCCUUGCCCACUUUCUGGAACACAUGGUGUUCAUGGGCAGCGAGAAGUACCCCUCGGAAAACGGCUUUGACGCCUUCCUCAAGAAGCACGGCGGCAGCGACAACGCCUCCACCGACUGCGAGAGGACCGUCUUCCAGUUUGACGUCCAAAGGAGGAGCUUCAAAGAGGCGCUCGACAGGUGGGCUCAGUUCUUCAUCUGCCCGCUGAUGAUCCGAGACGCUAUAGACAGGGAGGUGGAGGCCAUCGACAGCGAGUACCAGCUGGCCAAGCCGUCCGACUCGCACAGAAAGGAGAUGCUCUUCGGGAGUCUGGCCAAACCGGGACACCCCAUGGGCAAGUUCUGCUGGGGGAACGCGCAGACUCUGAAGCAAGAGCCCAAAAAGAAGAAGAUCAGCGUCUACAAGCAACUGCGAGCCUUCUGGAAGAAAUACUACUCCGCACAUUACAUGACCCUUGCUGUCCAGUCCAAAGAGAAACUGGACACAUUGGAGAUGUGGGUGCGAGAAAUUUUCAGCAAGGUGCCCAACAAUGGCCUUCGCAAGCCGGACUUUUCCGACAUGCCGGAACCCUUCGACACCCCCUUUUUCAACAAACUAUACAGAGUCGUCCCCGUUCGGAAGGUGCACGCGUUGAAUAUCACGUGGGCGCUUCCCCCUCAAGAAAAACACUACAGGGUGAAGCCUCUUCACUACAUAUCGUGGCUGAUUGGCCACGAAGGCCCGGGAAGCAUCCUCUCCGUGCUACGCAGGAAGUGCUGGGCUCUCGCUCUGGUUGGAGGCAACAGCGAAACCGGCUUUGACCAGAACACCACCUACUCCAUCUUCUCCAUCUCCAUCACGCUCACAGACAAAGGUUUUCAGAACUUCUACCAGGUGACCCAACUGGUGUUCCAAUACCUCAAGAUGCUGCAGAUCGUCGGACCCCAGAACAGGAUCUACGAAGAGAUUCAGAAAAUCGAGGCCAAUGAGUUCCGCUAUCAGGAGGAGAGCGACCCCAUCGAGUACGUGGAGGACAUCUGUGAGAACAUGCAGCUGUUCCCCAAGGAGGACUUGCUGACAGGAGACCAGUUGAUGUUUGACUUCAGUAGCGAGGUGAUUGGUGCAGCGCUGUCCCUCCUCACCCCCGAGAAAGCCAACCUGAUGCUGUUGUCACCAGAACACGAGGGCCGCUGUCCCCUCAGGGAAAAGUGGUUCGGAACACAAUACAGCGUGGAAGAUAUCCCGCCCGAGUGGAUGGAGCGCUGGGUGGCAAAUUUGGAGCUCAGCGGCGAGCUUCUGCUGCCGGCGGCGAACAGGUUCAUAGCCACCAACUUCACCCUGAAGCCUUCCGACUGGCCCGACACCGAAUUCCCCGUACGCGUCACCAGCAGCGACAGAGGCUGCCUGUGGUACAAGAAGGACAACAAAUUCAAAACUCUCAAAGCCUACAUCAGAUUUCACCUGAUUUCUCCCGUAAUCCAGCAGUCUGCUAAGAACGUGGUGCUGCUGGACCUGCUGGUCAACAUCCUGGGCCACAAUCUGGCCGAGCCCGCCUACGAGGCCGAGGUGGCCCAGCUGGAGUAUAAGUUGGUGGCGGGCGAGCACGGGCUGGUGAUCAAGGUCAACGGAUUUGACGACAAGCUGCCCCUUCUGUUUCGCCUGAUCGUCGACCACCUGGCUGACUUCGAGGCCCCCCCGGACGUCUUCAGCAUGUUCUCCGAGCAGCUGAAGAAAACCUACUUCAACAUCCUCAUCAAGCCGGCCAAGCUCAACAAGGACGUGCGCUUGUUGAUCCUGGAGCACGGCCGUUGGUCCAUGGUGGACAAGUACCAGGCGCUCGUGGCCGGCCUCACCGGCGACGAGCUGACGGAUUUCGUCCGCAGGUUCAAGGCCGAGCUGUACGCCGAGGGCCUGGUGCAGGGCAACUUCAGCAGCCGCGAGUCUCGGGGCUUCCUCCAGUAUGUGACCGACAAGCUGCAGUUCUCCAAGCUGCCUGCGGAGGUGCCGGUGAUGUUCCGAGUGGUGGAGCUGCCCAGGCGACAUCACAUCUGCAAAGUCAAAUCGCUGAACAAGGGAGACGCCAACUCCGAGGUCACAGUCUACUACCAGCCACGGAACUGGCGCUUAAAGCAGUUGGUGGGAGUAUCAAGAUGGCGGAUGGUGACUUCAGUUUUGAGUGGAUCCAAAGACUUGAGGGAGCACACGCUGGUUGAAGUCUUAGUGAUGCUCAUGGAGGAGCCUUGUUUUGAUUUCCUUCGCACCAAAGAGACGCUGGGGUACCACGUCUACCCCGCCUGCAGAAACACGUCCGGCGUUCUGGGUUUCUCCGUCACCGUGCAGACGCACGCGUCCAAGUUCAGUACAGAGCUGACGGAGUUAAAAAUUGAAGAGUUUCUGGUUUGGUUUGGAGAGACGCUCGACGCGCUGACCGAGGAGGCCUUCAACGCUCAGGUGAGCACUCUGGUGAAGCUGAAGGAGUGUGACGACACACACUUGGGCGACGAGGUGGACAGAAACUGGACCGAGGUGGUCACGCAGCAAUACAUGUUUGACCGGCUCAACAGAGAGACCAAGAUCUUGAAGCAGAUGAGCCGCAACGAGCUGCUCUCCUGGUUCUCCGACCACCGAGGACCCAACAGCCGCAAACUCAGCGUGCACUCGCCGAGUUCUGACUGCUCUUGCUCCCCCCCCCCGGCUCAGGUGGUGGGCUUCGGCACCGAGGAGGGCGACGGUCCGAACGACGACGAAGGCGGGGAACCCACCGCCCGAGGCCAGGGGUCCGGCGGCUCGGCUUACGGCGAGGUGUCCAGGCUCACCUUCCUGGCGCCCUCGCCCAAGAUGGCGGGCGCCACGCCCAUCACGGACAUCAACGCGUUCAUCCGAGAGCUGCCCUUCUUCCCCUCGUUCGCGGGAUUGCUGGAGCUAACUUCCGGUGAAAGGUGAAUUUAUCAUCAAAUUUGGUUGAUUGGCCCAUGUUUUGUCAUUUGUGUUUAUCUUUUGCAUUAUCAGCGAUUUCAUUUUUUUAUGUUGACAACAGAGCCGGUGAGUUAUUUAAGGAAUCCCACCCACCCCUGCUGAGCGUCUCUAUUGUAUUGCAAAAGCUUCUUGUUCGCCCCGCCCCGCAGGGACCACCGGGAGUUAACAAUCAAGCGUCCACCGGUCGUAGCAUCACCACCACCAGGGAGCCGGGCGCGAGGCGCAGCCAUGCCGAGGAGGAGCGACUCUCAGCCGGCCUGCCGCCGCCUCGUCUCACGCUG
Molecule: messenger RNA, 3891 nt
Organism: Syngnathoides biaculeatus (alligator pipefish)
Lineage: Eukaryota; Metazoa; Chordata; Actinopteri; Syngnathiformes; Syngnathidae
Product: nardilysin-like
Exons: 33
Coding region: 188-3577 (1129 amino acids)
Biological process (GO): proteolysis
Molecular function (GO): metal ion binding; metalloendopeptidase activity
Source: RefSeq, a predicted model, not a curated record